Messenger RNA from Eleginops maclovinus (Patagonian blennie), 960 nucleotides. RefSeq lists its product as uncharacterized. The coding region runs from base 87 to 731 and encodes 214 amino acids. Lineage: Eukaryota; Metazoa; Chordata; Actinopteri; Perciformes; Eleginopidae. The record is from RefSeq and is a predicted model, not a curated record. The transcript has 8 exons.
UGCAUCACAGGGGUGUGUUAGAGAGUGUGUGUGAAAGUGUGUUUCCAGAGGCCACACACCAUUGUCUUUGGCGCGGACCAUCAAACAUGAACUUGUUCUGCUUCACUCUGGAGGGCUCGUCAGAAAGCAUAUAUGAAGCACCCUAUAGAGAAACACGUAAGGAAGUCCUACCAAAGCACCAGUGCAGCCCUUCUCUUCUGAGGCCCCAGUGGGGCGGCUCAAAUCCAUCCAUCAGUUCUGUCCGACCAAAGAGUACAAUCAAAGUAAAGAGGAAUAAUAGAAGGUCACAUGUGCCAACAUCACCUUUGGAAAAUGAAACAUUAGACAUUGACCAUGCCGGCUGGAUGUCAUCAGGCCACAGACAGGACUUAUGUCAUCAAAGGAAAGUGAUGUGUGAAGCUCCGUGUCAGAGCAGCACGCUGACGAGGGAUGACAGGACACGGACAGAUCUAUCAGCUCAGGGUGCUGAAACUGCUGAGACAGCAGAAUCAAUAUACUCCACAGGGAGCCUAAAGAGGUUAAAGAACCUAAACCUGCUGCACAUUAAGAAGGGACACCAGAGUGGAGCUGCAGAGAGAAGAGGACCUCUGAGAACAAAGAUCAUGUGGCAGAUGAGUUUGGUAACAACAAUCCAGUGUUGGGCUGCAUUGGCCUGGGGAAGAGAACAGAGAGGAAGCCUUCUAAUGCUCCAUCACCACAACACCACCAACAGGCCAAAGAUGUCCAUGUAGAUUCAGAAGAGGAAGGAGUUUGGAGCCCACAACAUAGAAAUGAUCUGUGGAACCCCUUUGAGUAUCCGCAGCCCUGGACUCCCUUCCACCACACCUGCCACCAACCAGGACAUGAACUGCUGGUCUGCAGGGGCUCCUUGACACCACACGGGUCGACAGAAUGGGAUCGUUUUGAGAGUUUGAUACAGGAACUCGACAGCAAACAGUCUGAUCUGUAUCCUCCGGAAAU